Molecule: messenger RNA, 639 nt
Organism: Thamnophis sirtalis
Lineage: Eukaryota; Metazoa; Chordata; Lepidosauria; Squamata; Natricidae
Source: RefSeq, a predicted model, not a curated record
AUGUCACCAUUCCCUUGCUGUACUCUUUCAGAUCCAUAUGCUCACGUUUCAUUCCUUCAUCGAAGCAAAACAACUGAGAUUAUCCAUUCAACACUGAACCCAACCUGGGAUCAAACUAUUAUAUUUGAUGAAAUUGAAAUUUACGGUGAUCCGCAAACGGUAGCACAAAAUCCUCCUCAGGUGGUUGUUGACCUUUUUGACAACGACCAAGUGGGCAAAGACGAAUUUCUUGGAAGAACCUCUUGCUCUCCAAUGGUAAAAUUGAACCCAGAUAUUGAUAUCAAUCCAAAACUUCUUUGGUACCCAGUUAAGAAUGGAGGCAAGGCUUGUGGAGAUGUUCUUUUAGCUGCUGAGCUUAUACUGAAUGAAAAGGGUGGCACCAAUCUUCCAAUUCUUCCGUCUCAACGCGCACCAAAUCUAUAUAUGGUACCGCAAGGAAUUAGACCUGUUGUGCAACUUACUGCAAUUGAGAUCCUUGCCUGGGGAUUACGGAACAUGAAAAACUAUCAAAUGGCUUCUGUGACUUCUCCCAGUCUCAUUAUAGAAUGUGGAGGGGUAAUGGUAGAAUCUGUCGUCAUCAAAAACUUAAAGAAGACGCCUAAUUUCCCCGGAUCUGUUCUCUUCAUGAAAGUGGUAUGA